This is a messenger RNA of Annulohypoxylon maeteangense, 970 nucleotides long. Its product is annotated as hemolysin-III related-domain-containing protein. The record is from RefSeq and is a predicted model, not a curated record. Gene Ontology annotation, cellular component: membrane. Bases 78 to 779 code for a protein of 233 amino acids. Gene Ontology annotation, molecular function: signaling receptor activity. Lineage: Eukaryota; Fungi; Ascomycota; Sordariomycetes; Xylariales; Hypoxylaceae. The transcript is spliced from 3 exons.
UUCGAAAUGGCUAUCGUCCCGUGUCACAUUCAACACGAGCCUGUCUUGGUAGUUGGAUAUACAUACAUAAUGAGACGAUGAACAUAUACACUCACCUCGUGCCAGCGACAGCACUUCUCGUGAGCAGCCUAGUAUAUAUCAUUGCGCGCCUAAGGGAUCGUGAUGCUGGUGAUGCUGGUAUCGUUACAGUUCAAAUGGUCGCGGCGGUAGCAUGUCUCGGUUUCUCAAGCGCAUAUCACACGCUCAUGUGCCAUUCCAGUCAGGUCGAAGCGCUAUGGUUACGCCUCGACUUUGUCGGCAUCAUUCUCUUGAUAUUGGGGUCUUUUAUCUCAGGCAUCUACGUCGGUUUCUGGUGCGAGAUGGUAGAAAGGAAGAUUUAUUGGGCAAUGAUCGGGUCCUUUUCUGCGAUAUCCAUUGUCAUCGUGCUGGCGCCAACAUUUCAAGGACCUCGGUGGCGCACUUUACGCCUGCUGACGUUUGUCUCUACGGGACUAUCGGGGCUAGCGCCGAUCAUUCACGGGAUCUGCAUGUUUGGCUUUGCUCAGAUGGUGAAGCAGGCCGGCCUAGCUUACUACCUAGCCGAGGGAGGUCUAUUCCUACUCGGCGCAGUUGUGUACGCUACAAGGUUUCCAGAAAGUAUCCGCCCGGGGACAUUCGACAUAUACGGAUCAUCCCACCAGAUAUUCCACAUUCUCGUCGUGAUGGCUACGACGGUUCACCUAGCCGGCUUACUCGACGCGCUUGAUUAUAAUCAUUACAACCGGCAAUGUAUACCAUGAAGUUAUACAGCUCAUCUGUCCGGCUCUUGAGGCUAUGUCGGCACAUGUUGAAACAAAUAUAUAUGCCGCUAAUAUAUUAUUAAUGGGCAAUUUUGGAAACAUCGUGGGUGCCGAAUAUAUCCUACUCGUCAGGAUAGACACAUACAUAAAAUACAAAUGACAAUGCUAUAUAGAAAAGAACAUACAGUGCA